Xyrauchen texanus (razorback sucker) is the source of this 8332-nucleotide messenger RNA. RefSeq names its product thyroglobulin (gene tg). The record is from RefSeq and is a predicted model, not a curated record. The transcript is spliced from 48 exons. Bases 1 to 8211 code for a protein of 2736 amino acids. Gene Ontology annotation, biological process: thyroid hormone generation. NCBI's taxonomy places the organism in Eukaryota, Metazoa, Chordata, Actinopteri, Cypriniformes, Catostomidae.
AUGCAGAAAAUGGGACAGAGGAAGCUCCUUUGUGUAUCUGCCAUGCUGCUUAACAUCCUCUGUUUAACAUGUGGCAAGAUUUCAGAGUACCAGCUGGAGUCCGAGAGUUUGAGUCAGUGUGAAAAGCUCAGGGCUGUCGGCGCAGCCCAGGAACAUGAGCACAUUCCCCAGUGUUCUGAGGACGGCCGCUUCAGGCAUGCUCAGUGUAAUCUUGGAGGUGGGGAAUGUUGGUGUGUGAAUGCACAGGGACUGGAGAUACCUGGGAGUCGACAAAACGGAUCUAUUGUUCAUUGUUUGACCUCAUGCCAGCUCCAGCGACAGAGGGCACUUCAAAGUGGAGACAGUACAUUGGUGCCUGUCUGCUUGGACUCCGGUGAGUACGAGCAGGUGCAGUGUGAUGCAUCCCGUGGCCAGUGCUGGUGUGUGGAUCAAGAGGGCAUGGAAAUCUAUGGAACCAGGCAGAAUGGAAGACCAUCAAAGUGUCCUGGUGUUUGUGAGGUGAGACAGCGGCGACUUCUUCAUGGUAUCGGAGAGCCCUCUCCCCCACAGUGCUCGGAUGAUGGAGGCUUCUUACCUGUGCAGUGCAAGUUUGUUAACACCACUGAUAGAAUGGUCUUUGAUCUGCUACACAUCUUCAACAAAGAACCAGAGGUAUUUCAGACUUUCAGUGGUUUUAGAAAGGCCUUCCCAGAGCUGUCUAGUUAUUGUUUCUGUGCAGACAGUCGUGGAAGAGAGAUGCCACACACGGGUGUGGAGCUGCUGUUGAAUGAGGUGUAUGACACUGCAUUUUCAGACCAGACUGUAGGAAGCACAUUCUCACAGUCAAACAUGUAUCGAAUCCUACAACGCCGCUACCUUGCUGUCCAGCUGGCCGUGAGCGGGAGAUUUAGAUGUCCCUCCCCAUGUGAGAGUGAAUGGGCUGCAGCUACUCAGGCUGGUAAUUUCGUUGUGCCCUCCUGUACUGAUAAUGGAGAGUAUGUGCCAACCCAGUGUCAGUCUGGAGGUCAGUGUUGGUGUGUGGACACUGAUGGCAAAGAGAUCUUUGGCACACGGCAGUAUGGCGUGCCACAUUGUAGCUCUGGAGUGAAAGACUGCCUGUCUGAGAGGAGACAAGCCAUCUCCAGGCUCUUUUAUGGUCCAGUUGGAGAUUUUAGCAAGUCAAAUGUGUUCUCAGCUUCCAAAGACAGUCGUUUUCUUUUAAGUCAUUGCAGCCCAGAAGUCCAGGAGCUUUUGUCCAACUCUGGUCUUUUGCAGUCCUUGCCAGAAUUGGAACGUCCAAAUAUUGGAGACAUCCUAGCAGAGCUCCUCCAAGGAAUGUUCCCUUCUGGGGCACUUGCCCUUAAAGCACUUGCUCUUGCACCUAAUCCCAAGAGACUCCAGGAGAAUCUCUUUGGAGGAAAAUUCCUCAAAAAUGCUGGCAAUUUCAACUUCAGUGGCUCUCUUGGAACCAGUGGUACAUUGAGUUUCAGUCAAGUAUUCAGUCAAGUUGGUUUGACGCAGGUUGCAAAUGAAUUUAUGCAGUUGGCCAAGAUGUUCUCAGAUGGCUCUGCCAGUCCUAAUCUAGACCAAGAGAUCUCUGAUACCUUUGGCCGUUCUGUGAACCUGAAAAACAACCAAGAUAUGAUUAAAAUUGUUUCCAUGACUCUUGAGAACCAGCAGUUUCUCACUACCCUUCUUGAAGCCAUCAAACAGCUGAAGGCCGAAGAUAGCACCCAGUUGGGUCAACUGUUCAGAGCCAUUUUCCAGACAUCCCAAUCAGAUGUUUGUAAAUCAGUGACUUCCACCUCAACUCUGUACAUGCCCCAAUGUACUGAGGAUGGACGAUACGAGGAAGUGCAAUGCCAAGGCUCAGAUUGUUGGUGUGUGGACUCUCGUGGUCUGGAAAUAAUGGGUUCUCGCUCAACUGGGUUGAGACCGAGGUGCCCCUCCCAAUGUGAGAAGGAACGUCAAAAGGCAAUUGCAGUGAAAGCCAGCAGUUCUGCAGGCUCUGAAGUUUUCAUCCCGAAAUGUGAGGUUGAUGGUGCUUAUGUAGCACGUCAGUGCCUUGGCAAAAGCUGCUUCUGCGUGGACAGAUCUGGAGCAAAACUCAACAUUCAGAGUUCAGGAAGCUCUCUUCAAUGUCCAACAAGCUGCCAAGCCAGAGCAACCCAGCAAUUCCUGUCCACAGUACACUCUGUUCUGUCUGAUCCAUCUUCUGUAAUCCAGUUCUCUGAAGUUUACAUCUCCCGUUGUGCCUCUGACGGAAGCUGGCACCAGAUCCAGUGUGAUGGACCUUCAGAACAAGCGAUUGAGUUUUACCAUGAGUGGAUCCAGAUCAUCAAUGCCGGAAAAGACCUGCCUGUUUCAGACGUUCUUGGAAUUCUGCAAGCAUAUGCAAGAAAUACAGCAGCAAUGGCAUCAUUCCGAGCCUUCGCCUCUGAAUUAUUCAAAGCUGGGCACCAUAAUGUAUUUCCUGCCCUGGCAAAGUUUGAAAAGUUCUCUGAUCUUCCAGCGGACAUUUUAGGUGGGAAUUUUGAGGCCAUUUCUGGACCAUCGGUUUUCCUGAACCCAUUAUCUCUAUGGAGACUAAUCAGAGGAGAAGAUUCUUAUCCAGGCCUGCUGUCAGACUUCAGUGCUCCUAUUGGGAGUUUUCACCUGCGUAAAUGCUGGUGUGUUAACCCUCAAGGAGACAUCCUAGCAGCCAGUAAGGCACCUGUCGGACAAAUCCCCAAAUGUCCAGGCCCAUGCACUGUGGUUCACAGCCAGGUUUCUCAGUUCCUGAAGCAGGCAGAGGAGCUGAUCUCUGCUUCAAACAGCUCACAUAUCCCUGUGGGUUACUCUUUCCUCCAGGCUAACAGUAUUUAUCUGACUCCUGAGGAGUUGGAGCAGACACAUUCCUCAGAGUUUGCCAUCACUCAUUCUCUGCUGAGCAUCACUGACUCAGCGCUGAGACUAGCUGCUCAUUCCACCCUACAUUUCUUCUGGCAGAGCAGGCUAAUGUCCAUUGAGAAAGACAGGCAGAGUUUAGUUUUGGGGUACCAGCCCUAUAUUCCACAAUGUGAUGCUUAUGGUCAGUGGCUGCCCAGCCAGUGUCACCCCAGCACAGGACACUGUUGGUGUGUUGAUGGGAAGGGCACAUACAUCAUGGACUCUCUGACCUCUCGUUCUACACCCCCUCAGCAGUGUCAAACUACAUGCCAAAGGUUCCAAAGUCACUUCCUGCUCUCUGAUUGGACACAAACAAACUCUAAUAACACUCACACAUACAGCCCAUCAUGUGAUGAGGAUGGUGAGUUUUCAUUACAUCAGAAGACCAGUACUGGCCAUUCGUUAGGAUUAUGUGUGAAUCCAGUAACGGGACAAGUAAUCCAACCUGCUAUCUUCAGUCCCUCUGGAGAUUUGCAAUGUCCAGGUUGGUGCACACUACAGAAGACUCUGGCUCUGAAGAGAGAGGUGGGUGUGGGGUAUGAGCCUGAAUGUGUGCAGGAAGGACAUCGGUUCUCUCCCCUGCAGUGUGACCUGUCUGACUGUUGGUGUGUAUCUCAAAGUGGAAAGGAGCUGCCAGCCACACGAACCCCUCGCAGCACAGGACAAAUUCCAUCCUGUGACAUUCCUGAGUGUUCCAACCCAUUUGGCGAAAUAUCCCAUGGUGCUGUUCUCUGUGGCACUGAGGACAUGGCAGGUCAGCAGAGGCAGCGAUGUAAACUGUACUGUGACCAAGGUUACAUCAAUGCCCUUUCUGCCACCAAAUUCCUGUGUGAUCCCCAAGCAAAAAAAUGGCUGAAUAAUGCUCCACUAUCUUAUGCCUGUCAAAGGCCUCAGGCAUUACAGACAGUGCAGGUAUCCUUACAACUGCAGCUGUCUCUGGCUGAGGGUCAACAAGGUUGCCGCUCACAGAGCAUUGAUUUACAGACUGCAUUGCUGCAAGACAUGAAAUCUACAGGCCUUUGCAGCUUGCAGCUGUCCUCAUCUGGCAAGAUCGACUCUGUUGUAGUGUGUGAUGAGUCGUCUGUGUCUCUUGAGUGUUUAAAUGACAAGGAGGUCACUGCACACAUCACCUUUAGGGCCCGCCUCUCUGAUAUGCCAAUGAAAUCACUCCCUGAUCUCCAUGACGUUGAUAAGGCACUUAGUGAGGAAAGGUUGUUGAAUGGUGUGAAGAAAUUAAUCAGAAAUGGAUCAUACCAGUCCAUCUUCAUCUCCGACGGUUCUCUUGCUCUCUCCAGUCCUCCCUCAUUUAGCUGCUUGGCUGGCUAUAAGCAGCUGCCGCAAUACGCUGGGUGUGUGUUGUGUCCAGCUGGUUCCUUCUCUAGUGAUGGUGUGUGUACUCCGUGUCCUCAUGAUACAUUCCAAGCAGAGGAAGGGCAGAUCUUCUGCUCUCCCUGCCCCUUCGGCACCUCCACUGUGGCCCAGGGAGCCUUAAAUCCUUCUCACUGUCUUACUAAGUGCCAGCAGAGUAAUCUGAGUUGUACAGAGAAAGGGGAUUUCCUGUUGGCUCAGAAACACCCCCUGUUUGGCAAAUGGCUAUGUGUCACUCCACAGGGGGAGGAACUUUCCUGGACCUCCUCUGAUGGAUCAAUGACAGUUGAAGAAUGUGAAGUAAUGGAGAAGUUUGCAGUUUUAGCCCCAUCAUCCCUGCUGCUGAACUCAGAAAAUGCUGAUGUACUGAACUCUGAUUCCUCAACCCUACCAAUGGAAACACAGCUUAGGAAAUGUUUGCUUGACUGUGCCAUGGAAGACUUGUGCCAGCAUGUGGCCAUUUUCACCGAUGAAGGGAGAACUCACUGUGACUUGUACAGCACGAGUGUAGAAAAUGUUGAAUGCAAGUCCGCUGAACAAAGUAAAGGGUUUCUGGGAAAUGAUGGUGCUGAGACGUUCCAGACUCUCAACUGUGUUCUGAAAAUAAGAGGAGGAGAUAAACCCAAUCUGAUAGUACUGAGAAAAAAAGGUCAUGAAUUCAGCACAGCGGGCCAGAAGAGUUUCGAGAGGCUGAGUUUCCGUAAGGCUAGUUCUGGAGUGUAUCGGACACUUGUGUUUGAUGCACGUAAAACCAAUCUGGCUGAUGUCCAUCGCUUCUGUGUUAACACCUGCAGCAGUGAAGUCUGCUGUGAUGGAUUCAUCCUUAACCAGAAUGUCCUCAGUGGUGGUUCUAUAAUGUGUGGGCUUCUGAGCUCUCCUUCAGUGCUACAGUGUAGUGAGAAAGACUGGGAUGUGAGCGGCAUUGCCUCGUCCAAUCGAAUCUGUGGGGCUGGCGUCCAGUACAACAAACAGCAAAAACGUUUCACUUUCAACUUUGGAGAACAGAAUUUCACCAUCACUGAUGAAGCUUUACCAGCAUCCAGUAAAAACAAAACGGGUUACCAGGAAACACUCAUCAGCUUCCAACGUGUCUACCUCUGGAAAGAGUCUGAUAUGAGCACACGUCCAAAAAUUCCCUCCUUUUGCAGUGGAUCAGCUUUACUGGAGGAUUCCCGAAUUCCUCUUUCUGACUCAGUCAAGGAGGCUUUCAGUGUUCUUGAGAUUGACAAUGUAAAUGUUGACUCAGAGAGGAAUCUUCCCAGCCAGCUGUACUGGAUCUUUAAACACCAGUACACCAUCCAACAGGCUCAGCUAUGGUGUCUGAAACGUUGCGAGGAAGAAGACCUGUGUUACGUGUCUGAUAUUCGUGAUGAAGGCCCUCUGCAUUUUGUGUGUGUGUUGUAUCCUGACACACGAGUCUGUGGGGCAUAUGACAAACCUCUCAGGCAGGCCUGCAGUCUAGUGUUGGGACAGAGUCCUCAAACUGCAUACCAGAAAAAAGUUUCUUUGACAGGCAGUGUGAAGAGCUUCUAUAGUCGUAUUCCAUUUAAAAAAAUGGUCUCCUACUCUGUACGCAGUAGAGUCAGUUUGUCCAGCAAAUCCAUCACAGAAGGGUUCUUUGAAUGUGAGAGACGAUGUGAUGAAGACCCAUGCUGUCGUGGCAUAGGAUAUGUCCGAGAUUCAGGCGUACCUGGUUCAGAUGUAUUGUGUCUGACUUUGAAUAGCCUGGGUAUCCAGACAUGUGGUGAGAAUGACAGCACUAACUGGAGGACACAGGACUGCUCACCAUCUAAAGUGCAUACUGAAGUUUACCCAUUCGGCUGGUAUGAAAAGCCAGUGAACCAAUGGACAACAUCUCCCAGUGUUUGUCCACGAUUCAGUCUCCGCUCUCCCUCAAAGAAGACUGACAUGAAGAACUGGAAACAGUUAGAUGCCUCCACUGUCCAGGUGGAUUCCUCUGUGGCUUCUUUUGACAUUGUCCACAUAAGCAGAGACAUAGCAGAGGAUCAGGACAAAGUCAGAGAGUGGUGUCUUUCUGCCUGUGAGGAGAGUGAGUCCUGUUCAGCAGUGUCCAUUGAUAACAGAGAGUCCGCCAUGAGAUGUGUAAUGUAUCCAGACACACACACCUGCAUUCCUACAACCAGCGGCCAGCACUGCUUGCUAAUCAUCAAAGAGCCGGCUCAAUCAGUGUACAUAAGGACAGGUUUAAAGACACAUCUGACAUCCAUUUCCAUCCCUGAACAUGGAAUACUCCUUGGAGAGAGUGAAAUGAAAUCGAUAACUAGCUCUGAUAGCAAGCGUGUGACCUACUACCUAGGUGUCCCAUAUGCUCGUCCACCAAUUGGAGAGCUGCGUUUUAGCCCUCCACAGCCAGCUAACUGGACUGGUACCUGGAAUGCCACAUUUUCCCGAUUCAGUUGUCUUCUGCCUGGUGACACCACAGAGUCCAGCUCUAGUGAAGAUUGUCUCUAUCUCAAUGUAUUUGUUCCUAGUAGUGUGGGAAAAGAUGCAUCAGUUCUGUUGUUCUUCCAUAACUCUGGAUCAGGUGUUUUAGAUGGUUCUUACCUCGCAGCGGUUGGCAACAUAAUUGUAGUGACAGCCAGUUUCAGAGUGGCCGCUUUCGGAUUCCUCAGUGCAGGUUCCACUGCUCUGCCUGGGAAUUAUGGGCUGCAGGAUCAGGCAGCCGUACUGGGUUGGGUUCAGAAGAACAUUGCUCUGUUUGGAGGAGAUCCCACUAAAGUCACCUUGGGGGCAGAGAGAAACGGAGCCGACAUUGCAAGCCUUCAUCUCACCUCACCAUCAGCUUCAUCACUCUUUCGAAGAGCUUUACUAAUGGGUGGAUCAAUUUUCUCGCCAGCUGUUGUGAUGAGUACAUCUAAAGCCCAGGCUCAAGCUGCAUCUCUAGCCAGAGAACUUGACUGCUCUCCCUCUGACAUUGCAAAGCUACUGACCUGUCUGCAGAGCAAAUCAGCUCAGAGCAUUAAUGCUGCCCAGACAAAGUUGUUAGCUGUUAGUGGUCCCCUAAAGGCCUGGUUACCAGUGGUUGAUGGAACAGUACUUCAAGAAAAGCCUGUUGUGUCCCUUCAGUCUGGACGCUUCCACAGAACAGAUUUACUUCUGGGGUCAUCAGCUGAAGAUGGCCUCAUAAGCAGAGCCAAACACAUCAAGAAUUUUGAGCAGCUUCAGGGAAGGGCUGACAGUAAGACGGCUUUCUACGAGGCCUUGUCGAACUCUCUGGGUGGAGAUGAUGCUAAUGCAUUUGUUAAGGACGCAGCAACCUGGUUCUACUCUUUGCAACACUCCCCCUCACCCUCAGGAUACAAUGUUUUCUCUCGAGCUCUGGAAAAUGCUACAAGAGACCUUUUCAUCAUCUGUCCAGCUGUGAACAUGGCUGAAUUCUGGGCAACUAAUACCCAGUCCAAUGUUUACCUGUACAACCUUCCUGAGGACACCGCUCACAACAGUGUUGAUCUGUCAACUCCUAUGGAUGUGCUAUACCUCUUUGGAGUUCCUCUUGCCCCAGAAAUGCAUGACCUCUUCAGCUCCAAUGAAAGGACACUGACCCUGCAGAUCAUGAACUACAUGGCAAACUUCAUAAAGUCUGGAAACCCCAACCUGCCUCUUGCUGUGUCUAGGACAUCCUUCAGUAAGUUUUUGCCCCCUUGGCCUCAGUUCAUGCCACACUCAGGGGGGCGGGGCUAUAAGGAGCUGUCCCUUAUGCUCAGUAACCUCAAGAAUCUUCAGAGCCCUCAAUGUUCAUUUUGGUCUCAGUACGUGCCUGCUCUGAUCACUUCCACCGCCACACUGUCUUGUGGGACAUCAGUGGGAGAUGCUGGAGGUAUUCAAACUCCAACCAAAGGGCCGAUAUCGCUCGCAAAAACCAGCUUCUUUCUGACUCCAAGCAAUCCUAAAUCUGAGAAAGAUGCUUACAGUUAAGAGUCACAAAGAUUUACAGAUUUCCUUCUAAUUUCUGUUCCAGAGCCAAACUCAGCAGUCUGACAUGUAAUUUCUGUAGUUCUGUCUCAUGUAAAUGUAUUGUGAUUUAUGAAUCAAUGAA